AAGGAUGAUGUGAUCGAAGUCGGCGGUGUGGUUUUGGAAAGUUUACCUAACGCAAUGUUCCGGUGUCAAAUUGAUGACGCUCCGGAGACGCAGGCCCCUGUGUUGGCAACAAUUAGCGGCAAAAUUCGAAAGAACUUCGUCAAAAUUUUGGUUGGAGACAAAGUCUUGAUUGAGCUGAGCCCGUAUGACUUAACCCGUGGGCGCAUCACUUUCCGAUACCGCUGA
Phaeodactylum tricornutum CCAP 1055/1 is the source of this 225-nucleotide messenger RNA. RefSeq lists its product with no specific name. Gene Ontology annotation, biological process: translational initiation. The annotation marks the transcript as partial. Lineage: Eukaryota; Bacillariophyta; Bacillariophyceae; Surirellales; Neidiaceae. The record is from RefSeq and is a predicted model, not a curated record. Gene Ontology annotation, molecular function: translation initiation factor activity; ribosome binding; RNA binding. The transcript has a single exon. Gene Ontology annotation, cellular component: cytosol.